This is a messenger RNA of Elgaria multicarinata webbii, 3238 nucleotides long. It is a transcript of the gene ZBTB2, whose product is annotated as zinc finger and BTB domain containing 2. Gene Ontology annotation, cellular component: nucleus. Lineage: Eukaryota; Metazoa; Chordata; Lepidosauria; Squamata; Anguidae. The transcript has 3 exons. Gene Ontology annotation, biological process: regulation of transcription by RNA polymerase II. The record is from RefSeq and is a predicted model, not a curated record. The coding region runs from base 109 to 1647 and encodes 512 amino acids. Gene Ontology annotation, molecular function: DNA-binding transcription factor activity, RNA polymerase II-specific; protein binding.
AAAAGCCGCCGCCGCCGCCGCCGCGCUGACUCCGUUGUUGGCGCUGCUGCUGCUGCUGGGCGCGCGGAGACGGCGGGGGCCCCGAGAGCGCGAGCCAGAUUCUGAAACAUGGAUUUGGCCAACCAUGGACUUAUUCUUCUGCAGCAGCUCAACGCUCAGAGGGAGUUUGGUUUCCUAUGUGACUGCACAGUAGCUAUUGGUGACGUCUACUUCAAGGCACACAAAUCUGUCCUUGCCGCUUUUUCCAACUACUUCAAGAUGCUGUUUGUUCAUCAAAGCAGUGAAUGUGUCCGUUUGAAGGCAACUGAUAUACAGCCAGAUAUUUUCAGCUACCUCCUGCAUUUGAUGUACACUGGGAAGAUGGCUCCUCAGCUCAUAGAUCCUGUUCGAUUAGAGCAAGGAAUAAAGUUUCUGCAUGCAUACCCACUAAUUCAAGAGGCUAGCCUUGCCAGUCAAGGAAACUUUGCACAUCCAGAGCAAGUUUUUCCAUUGGCAUCUUCAUUAUAUGGUAUUCAGAUUGCAGAUCACCAGGUCAGAAAUCCCACAAAGGCAGCUACAGCAGCUGACAAGUCUGUUCGAGAACCAAGGCCACAGCCAUCAAGAGUAAACCAAGAACAGGCGCAUGAAGCCUCUCAACUGUCACAGUUACCACCAACAACUCUGCCUCAAGUGCCCCAGACAAAUAUGGCUGCUUCUGACCCACUGCAAUCUUCACUGUCUCCAGAACUGGUUUCAGCUGCUCCUCAUCCUUCUCCUCCAGGUGAUGAAACCAACAUGGAAGCCUCUUCCUCAGACGAUCAGCCUGCUUCUCUCACAAUAGCACAUGUUAAGCCAAGCAUUAUGAAAAAGAAUGGAAGCUUCCCCAAGUACUAUGCUUGUCACCUCUGCGGUCGACGGUUCAAUUUGCGAAGUAGUUUGCGCGAGCAUCUCCAGAUUCACACAGGAGUGCCAUUCACAUCUAGCCCGCAUGGAGAAAGUAGUAUUCCUUUGUCUCUGUGUAAUAAUGCUCCUGACAAAGAUGCUAUGGAAGUGCCUGAAGCUGGAAUGAUCAGUGAUAGUGAGCUGCAGCAGAUCUCAGAUUCACCAAUAAUUGAUGGGCAACAACAGGCAGAAACACCACCCCCCUCUGACAUUGCCGACAUAGACAACUUGGAGCAGGCAGAUCAAGAAAGGGAAGUUAAAAGGCGGAAGUAUGAAUGUUCCAUUUGUGGACGCAAAUUCAUUCAGAAAAGCCACUGGAGAGAGCACAUGUACAUACAUACUGGCAAACCUUUCAAGUGCAGCACAUGUGACAAAAGUUUCUGCCGGGCCAAUCAAGCUGCUAGACAUGUAUGUCUAAACCAAAGCAUGGACACAUACACUAUGGUGGACAAGCAGACUCUGGAGCUUUGUACUUUUGAGGAAGGCAACCAAAUGGACAAUAUGUUGGUGCAGACCAACAAACCGUAUAAAUGCAACUUGUGUGACAAAACAUUCUCUACGCCUAAUGAAGUUGUCAAACAUUCGUGCCAAAGUCAAAACUCUGUCUUUACUCUAGACGAUGAUAGAUCCAUUCUGCUAGGUGGUGGAGAUGCUGAAACCACAGAGAGUGAGCAUUCAGUCUUAGACUCUAUCAAAAAAGAACAGGAAGCAGUGUUGUUAGACUGACUGUGAAACUCAUACCAUUUUUUUUUAAAAAAAACCUAAACUUAAAAAAAAAAGUUUUAUUAAGUUUUACUAAACCUAUCCUUCUCCCCUCCCUCUCCACCAUAACUACACUGACAUGAAAGAAAGUCUGACUGCCCCUUUUUCCAGCAAAAGUAUAAAAUUAAUAAAGGAUAUUGUAUCAAAUUAUAAUAAUUGAUUUUCAUACAGAAGAAAAUGUGUAAGGGUAACUUGGCUAACUAUGUGAAUAGUGCUAAAAUGCAUCUGUAACAGACUAAGUAAGUUUUAAGACUGUUUCAAUGUAUGCUUGAAUGCAGUGAGAUGCAAGAUGAGUAAAAGAAAAGAAACAAAACAUAUGUUUAUUAAAGUACAAUGGUUUCCCUUCAUAACAAAUUACCUUUAGAGGAAGUCUAGUUGAGGAUAAAAAAUUCUCAUAGUGAUAUAUACGUAUAAGCUGUGUCUAUUUGUCAUUUUACAAAAGCUCAAAUUCCCUUCAUGAUCCAAGGACUUUUUUAAUUCACAAGAUUUUGUCAAAUGUUCUUUUCAAGUAACGUCAUUGACAUUAAGGCUAUGACCCCCAAGCACACUGACUUGGUGGUAAAUCCCAUUGACAGCAGCAGGGCUUAAACAUCCAAGUAAAUGUGUUUAGGAUCAGAUUUUACUAAAAUACCAGUAAUAAUGUGAUGGCAAUCAUUUUAUAUGCAUAAAAAAGUGUGUGUGUGUAUGUAUAUGUACAUCAGGUAAAUGCAGGGAAAUUAUGUAUGCACCCUUCCCAAACAAAACUGGCCACCAGUUUUGAAUAAUUGAAGUUUUUAAAAUCAGACAAAUAUAUUCUUUUUCAAGAAUAUUCAAAUUUGUCCUGCGUGGAUGCAUUUUUUUAUCCUACUGAAUGGAAACCUACAUUGAUAAUGAGUACUGUCACCAAAAUGUGAAGGAAAUCAGAGAUUAGAAUAAUUGUACAUAUUGAACCCCAUGCUAAGCAUGUGGGAGAACAGAUUCGAGGCUUUCUAGAGUCACACUUUGGCUUUUUUGUCAAAACAUUAAUCUGAGUUUAUCUGAUUAACAUGUAGGAAUUAAGGGAAAGGGAGUCUGGUCUUAAAUACUAUUUAACUACUGGCAUCCUCUUUUAACAGCAGAAUGGGAGAAUGAUGAGACUAUAUCAUGGUUGGUUUUCAAGUAAUAGAACAACAUUGAGUGGGAAGCUGUAUGUACUUUAUGUUCCAUUACUUUCACCCCAGCCAGGCAACAUGGGGGACGGGACGGGACACACUGCACAUUGUUUUUGCUCUGGACAGUACUGUCUGCAAAUUUAAAAUUAAGCUGCUGAAUUUUAUCUUCUUUUUAAUAUAUAAAUAUCUGAGUAUUCUCCAGUAGCAUAAAAAACAGGAGUAAUUUGUACUUGUGGGAUAGUUUCAAUAAACAAGUAUCUCACCAGAAAUGCAGGCAGUGUUUUGAUGGGGGAGAGAGGCAGAUACAGCUCUGCUCUUGUAUACAUGUUUUAUUUGAGUAUCAUCCUAUUUUGUGUCUAGUUAUGUUUUCCAGUUUGUAAGUUUUUAUACAUUAUUUCACGGAAUAAAAAUGAUAUAAAAUGAAA